CCGUCACACCAUUUUAGUUGUAACCACCCACUUCAAAGAUGGAGGACGAUAUCUCAGACUUGAGCAGACCACAAAUGUACUUGUUUGGUUGUACCCUCAAAUCGGACAAACAGGAGUUCAAAGUUGACGUAGACGACGAUGAUACGGAGCAACAGCUGUCACUCAAAGCAGUGUGUCUGGGAGCUGAGGCUGAGGAUAAUUUUCACAUGGUGGAAGUUGAAGGCCUCACUUAUGAUGGAAAGACGACCAAAGUGCCACUGGCUGUCCUAAAACCAUCCGUCCUGCCUUCUAUGAGUUUAGGGGGAUUUGAGAUCACACCUCCAGUUACCUUCCGUCUCCAGUCAGGCUCUGGACCUGUUCACAUCAGCGGGCAGCAUUUUGUUAGUGUGAAGGAUUCAGAGGAUGAAGAAGAGGAGAACAACACAUCGCCAGUGAAGCGGCCUGCAAGCCUGUUAUCGGGGAAAAAGCCUCCAUUGAAAAAACUAAAGAUGGAUUCUGACGACGAUGAAGACGACAGCGAUGAGGAUGAUGAAGAUGAUGACGACAGUGAAGAAAAUGGUGUGAAGCCUGAGAAGAAUGUCGGUAAAGAGCUCAAAAAAAGCCAAGAGUUUUCAGCAAAGAAGCCCAACAAGACUCUGGUUAAACAAAACUGCCCCGCAGGAAAGCCGUCAGGAUCAGCGGUCAAACCACAGAUGAAGACACCUGUCCUAGGAAAAGACAAAACCCAGGCUGGCCCAUCUAAAUCUCCCCCUCUGACUGAGAUCAAGAAGAAAUUGUCAACGGCAGCCAAGGAGGGAAAACCACUACCCAAGACAGAGCAGAAGUUUGAGAAUUUCGUGAAGAGUUCUUUUAAAAUCUCAGACAAAAAUGUGGUCAAGGAUCUUUGGAGCUUUGUACAAACACUGAAGAUUGAGAAGAAGUAACAAGCCUUGUACUUUGUAACAUUUGUAUGUUGGCAUCCUACAAGACAUUUAAAGGCACAGUCAGCAAUAUGUCAUACUUGGCCUUAUUAUGUCAUCAUGGCUAACUAUUACUUGGAAUGAACAGAAAGACUAAGUGCUGAGAAAUGGGUAAAGCCAUUAAUGACUCGGGUGUCAUCGGGUUUUUAGAUCCGAAGCACCUUCUGGAGCUAGUUCGUAAUUCACUCACAAACUCGCUCAUUCACGUUUAGCUGUCAACUUCAUUGCACGCCAAUCUGCACCACCUAUAGGGAAAUAAAGUAAUAGCACCACCAAUCAGGACCUGCAGAUGUCUUUGCGGGGAAAAAAUAGCUGCUGCAU
Messenger RNA from Etheostoma cragini (Arkansas darter), 1280 nucleotides. It is a transcript of the gene npm1b, whose product is annotated as nucleophosmin 1b. Gene Ontology annotation, cellular component: cytoplasm; centrosome; nucleoplasm. The transcript is spliced from 11 exons. Gene Ontology annotation, molecular function: chromatin binding; histone binding; RNA binding. The coding region runs from base 39 to 923 and encodes 294 amino acids. NCBI's taxonomy places the organism in Eukaryota, Metazoa, Chordata, Actinopteri, Perciformes, Percidae. Gene Ontology annotation, biological process: regulation of centrosome duplication; ribosomal small subunit biogenesis; chromatin remodeling. The record is from RefSeq and is a predicted model, not a curated record.